This is a messenger RNA of Penicillium odoratum, 1407 nucleotides long. Its product is annotated as aldehyde dehydrogenase family protein. Gene Ontology annotation, molecular function: aldehyde dehydrogenase (NAD+) activity. The transcript is spliced from 4 exons. The record is from RefSeq and is a predicted model, not a curated record. Lineage: Eukaryota; Fungi; Ascomycota; Eurotiomycetes; Eurotiales; Aspergillaceae. The coding region runs from base 1 to 1407 and encodes 468 amino acids.
AUGUCCAAUCAAGUCCGCACAAUCAACCCUGCCACCCACGAGGUCGUGUUCGACCAUCCAGGCACGUCCCUCGCCGAAGCCGCCAAGAUCGCCACCGCCUCGAAGCAAGCCUUUGAAUCAUACCGCACCAUUUCCCUCGAUGAGAAGAAGAAAAUCGUCACUCGGGCGCUAGAGAUCAUUUCCUCUAGGAUCGAUGACCUGGCCAAGGAGAUCACCACACAAAUGGGGCGACCCAUCCGAUACUGCGCCGGUGAAAUCAAGACUGCCAUCCUUCGUUCGGAACACAUGAUCGAUAUUGCGGAGCAGAGCCUGGCGGAUUUGCCUGGUAAGCCAGAAGAAAAUUUCAAGCGCAUGGUCAAGCAUGUGCCUGUUGGCCCGGUGCUUAUUGCUGGAGCUUGGAACUACCCAUACUUGACGACCGUUAACGCUUUGGUGCCGGCACUUCUGGCGGGCAACUCGGUUAUUUUGCGCCCAUCGCCUCAGGUGCCUUUGUUUGGUAAUCGACUGCUUGAGAUCUUUACCGAGGCCGGUUUGCCGCAAAAUGUUCUCCAGGUUAUUCACAUUGGUAGCUUGGAUGUUCUCGAUCAAGUCGCUCAACUUCCCGAGAUUCAGUCUGUCUCUUUCACAGGAUCUACUGCCGGUGGUCUUCGACUUCGCGAGGCCACUGCCCGCCAGGUAAAGCCUGUUCACCUGGAGCUUGGCGGAAAGGAUCCGGCUUAUGUGCGUCCGGAUGUCGAUGUGAAGGAUGUAGCAGAGAACCUUGUCGACGGUGCUGUGUUCAACUCUGGGCAGAGCUGCUGCUCUGUUGAGCGUGUCUAUGUUCACGAGAAGGUCUAUGAUGCUUUCUUGGCUGCCGUUCAAGAGGAGCUCAAGUCAUACAAACUCGGCGACCCCCAGGAUUCGACUACCACUACCGGCCCUGUCAUUUCUGCUUUUGCCAAGGAGAAGAUCCAGUCACACAUCGAUGACGCCCUAUCCAAGGGUGCUGUCGACUCGACCCCGGAGAACAAUACCUUCUCUGUGGCCAAGACGAGCGACAAGGGCAACUGGCUUGCCCCGGUCGUCCUGACCAAUGUUGACCACACCAUGAUUACCAUGAAGGAGGAGACAUUUGGUCCAGUCAUGCCGAUCAUGAAAGUGGCCAGUGACGACGAGGCUGUUCAAUUGAUGAACGAUAGUGAUUACGGUUUGACUGCCAGCGUGUGGACAAAGGAUAUCGCCGCGGGUGAGGAGUUGAUUGAUCGAAUCGAAGCUGGCACCGUGUUUAUCAACCGCUGUGACUACCCUGCUCCCGAUCUCGCAUGGACCGGCUGGAAAAUGUCCGGUCUUGGUUGCACUCUUGGACCUCGAGCAUACGAUGGAUUCACGAAGCUGAAGAGCUACCACAUUAAGGGCGUUUCUGCUUAA